AUGGAAUCAGGUGUCUGGGGAAACAGGACAACUGUUAUUGAAUUUGUCCUUCUUGGACUAACAGGAAAUGUAAGACUGCAAAUCAUUCUUUUUGUUGUCUUUUUCUUUGCCUAUAUUGUCAUUGUUGGGGGCAAUUUUAGUAUUUUGGCUGCUAUCUAUGUGGAACCCAAACUCCACACUCCUAUGUACUACUUCCCGAGAAACCUAUCUCCGUUGGACAUCAGGUGCAUCAGUGUCACGGUGUGUCUCCUGGCUCACCAAUGUAGAGUUCCCUACACUGCCUGCAUUUCACAGCUCUUCUUUUUCCACCUCUUGGCAGGUGUGGACUGUCAUCUCUUGACAGCCAUGGCCUAUGACCACUACCUGGCCAUCUGCCAACCCCUCACCUACAGCAUCCGUAUGAGCCGUGAAGUACAGAGUACACUGGUGGGCAUUUGCUGUACCAUCUCCUUCAUUAAUGCUCUGACUCACACAGUGGCUGUGUCUGUGCUGGACUUCUGUGGCCCUAAUGUGGCCAACCACUUCUACUGUGACCUACCACCCCCUUUCCAGCUCUCCUGCUCCAGCAUCUACCUCAGUGGGCAGCUGCUUUUCAUUGGAGUCACUUUCAUGGGAGUAGUCCCCAUGAUCCUUAUUUCAAUGUCCUAUGCCCACGUUGCAGCUGAAGUACUAAGGAUUCGCUCUGCAGAGGGGAGGAAGAAGGCAUUUUCCACAUGUGGCUCCCACCUCACUGUGGUCUAUAUCUUUUAUGGAACUGGCUACUUCAGUUACAUGCGUCUGGGUUCUUUCUCAGCCUCAGACAAAGGCAUUGGGAUCCUCAAUACUAUCCUCAGCCCCAUGCUGAACCCAAUGAUCUAUAGCCUCUGGAAUCCAGAUGUACAGGGUGCCCUGAAGAGGGUGCUGGCAGGAAAGAGGCAUCUAGUGUGA
Molecule: messenger RNA, 927 nt
Organism: Phodopus roborovskii (desert hamster)
Lineage: Eukaryota; Metazoa; Chordata; Mammalia; Rodentia; Cricetidae
Product: olfactory receptor 139-like
Biological process (GO): G protein-coupled receptor signaling pathway
Cellular component (GO): membrane
Molecular function (GO): olfactory receptor activity; G protein-coupled receptor activity
Source: RefSeq, a predicted model, not a curated record